CCCUCCUUCUCUCCCCUCUUGGGCAAUAUUUAAUUUUCUUUGUUGAAAGUCUGGCUUCCCGACCACGGCGAUAUGUUAUGGACCCCAUGGCCGACGUCUGUCCCUACCGUUCUCUUCGUCUGCGCUCUGCUGGCCUGGUGGUUUAUUGAGCCCAAGACGGCCCAUCUAAACUUGAUAGUUGUCAUCGGCUGUGUUCUGUUCUACUGGGCCGUGGCACCUGAGCUUGCCCAGGCCACACCUUACCAGAUAUACCAGUUCAGCAUCCACACCGCAAAGCUCUUACGACUGGACGUCUUGGUCCUGUGUCAUACAAAUAUGCUUGUUACCGGACUUGCUGUCGUGUGGUUGGCCCACCGAGCCGUUCAGACCCUUCGAAAAUCUGUCAACGAACUGAUCGGUGUUCUGGGUGUCGAGGUACCUGAUGCUCCUGAUGUUUCGUUAGCAGGUAUUCGUGCAGAUGCCGCUACUCUGAACUGGACACGCCCGCUGCCCACUCGGCCGGUUGCCAAGUUUACGAUUCAAGUCAAUGGUGUCAAUGUUGGCGAUUCCGCGAACCAAGAGACAGCUAUCACCGUCACCGGUCUGAAGCCAAAUCAUUUUUAUAACAUAAGGGUCAUCGCGGUCGGGUAUAAUAAUUUUCAAGCUGGUAGUCGCGUAAUACGUCUACGGACAUAUGGAAGAGAUGGCCGCCCUCAACUCGGAGACGGUCGUCUACCGUCAAACUUUGUUCCCGAAGAGCAGCAGCUAGCUAUGCCCAGCGACCAUGCGGAUGAGGAUGGAACCUCUAGGGGCUCUGCUGCCGGCGUGGAAACAGCGUCCGUUCCAGACAAUCCUGUAGUAUCUAUACGAGAAGCCAAUCCCGCCGCCCCAGUCGGUCCGAGACGAAAUACCUUAACGCGCAAGCAUUCACCCUCUACAACGAGUAUGGAUCAAUCUGUCAAGGACGCCCUAAGUAAAGAUUCAGAGGAAUCUCUGCAGGAGCUAGGAGAAAAAUUCGAGAGCAUUCGGAAAGAGAUCGAUGAAACGCAGGCGCAGAUUGCAAAAGACGAAAAGGAGCAUAGAGAGUUGAUGGAAGAGUUAGCGGAAGAGAAAAAGACGAAGAGGCGCAUACAGAAGGAGAAGGAUGAUACGACUGAGAAGUUGAAGAGGGAAAUGGGCUCAACCGAACGUGCUAUGAGAAGCGCACAGCAGCGGAAAUCUCAGAAGGAAAAGCUCUUAAGGGAGAAGCAGGCCGAACGACAAAAGCUUUAUGACGAUAUAGCGAAAUGGGAGAAAGACAUGGCUUCGAUGCAAAAACGUCAAAGUGCUUUCGAGAAGGACCGUGAAAUUUGUCAGAAAGAAGGCGAUGGCCGAGCUGAAGAGCUGCGUGCCGAAAUUGCCCAAGCCCAGGCGAGCUUAACUCAGGAAGAAAUGGAACUCAAGGAAAAGAGCAGGGUGUUGAAAGAAGCGGAAGAACAGAGGAAAAAGCUGCCUGGUGGAGAAGAGAGCGAAGAAUGGCGCGAGAAAGACCGUCAAAUUCGGAGAGACUGGGAAAUCCGUGCUAGGGACUUGCAACGACGACUUUACGCUGCUAAUAGAAAGCUACGAAUGGUCAACGAUUACGAGACGGUACUACAGGCCCAAUUAGUGGCUGCGCAGCAGUCCGGUCUUCCUUUCAUGUACAAUCAAGCAAAUUCAUCGGGGGUUGAUUUCGACUUGGGGACGCAAAAUCAGCUUAAAAGGAGAAGCCGGAACAGCAAUUCCCUUUCCAAUGUGACCGUGCCGUCACCAGUCAUGUCAUUUGCGAUGGCAGAUCGGUCAUAUGGAGCACCAACCACUUUCGGUCCUUCUAGGCCUCCUACUAUCCCCCCUGGGUUCGCUCAGGGUCCUUACAUAGAACACAACCCCGAUUUCUCUGGCCCGCCUGACGAGGAACGCAUUCGACAACUAACUGGCGGCGCACCACUCAGUCCCACAGCGACCUCCCUGUUACCUGCUGGAAUGCUUGACGACCUUGUGGAUGACGAACCUCCCAGUCCUAACUCUCGGCCGUCCCGCCACAAUACGUUCGGCUCAGCCUUCUCGCCUGAGAAUAAUCCCCAGUCGCCUACCUCUUCGACCCGCUCACUCAAUAUUUUCUCUAGCCCACACGGGUCCUCUCAUCACUUACCCUUCUCUCAAUUUACCGGUGAAAUUAGCGAACGUCGGUCACUUAAGGGGAUCAGAGAUCUUAACGCAACGUCAUCACCCAUUGUGCCACCUUCUCAGGCUACAAGCAGGCGAAGCUUUCUGCCAUGGCUUCACCGUGGCCCUAAGACGGUCGAGGAACCGCCAGCUCUAGGGUCUUUGAAAUCUGUUCAGACUCAAUCGUUACCCCGUUCAGUAGAAGAUGGAGACGCCAUUCCGACUAGGCGGCGAAUUAGUUUCUCGUCCAGUUGGAACCUACUUAAUCGGAACUCUACGGGAUCGGAAAUCCUUGAUGCUAGCAGUCCCAGCGCGAGAAGCCUUCAUUCGCACCGAUUUGGCCUCGGCGCAAACGCGCAUAGUAUUAGCAUUGGGAGCAACAUAUUCUCGGAACGUGAUCCAAGCAGUCCUAGACCGGUUUCUAUCGCUUCAUCUGAAUUACCGCGCCCAUCUACCGAGAACUCUUCCAUUUGGGCCCGGGGCCCUCAGCCCAGUCGAUUGUGGUCUGCUGAUGAGAACCCAUGGGCAGCCUCUCGGAACCCAUCUAGGAGACCUUCCAUCCAUGGCUCCCCUUCCGCGUUAAAAACCACACUAGCCGAUGCCAAUGAUGAAAUCCUUGACGAGUCGGAAUUAUUGCAGGCAUUGCCCAGCCAAGUGGGAGUUAUUGGUACAAAGCCGUCUUCUAAAACAUUGAGCCAACGCCUCAACCCUGCAGCACCUAGCUUUAUGGCAGGGUUCUUCCGCAACAAGCUUGAUAAAGAAAAAGAAUCGGAGAAAGACUUUAGAGACUCAAAAGACAAGGGUAAAAAUAGAGCAAGGGACAGGGACUCGGCUAAGGAAAAUAGGCCUCGUGUCUCAUUGUCGUCGGCGUCCGAAGCCACUGCUCCUUCUGUAGACGACUCGCCAUCGGAGUCCCGCAAAUCUCGCGACGCUUUUAGCAUCGGCGCGCCGUCUGUCGCUGAAUCCCGCGAGUCGCUCACUUUGGAUCAACCGCUUUCUAACACUCUUUCCGACCAAGCACUCGGUUUUGGGAAUAAGGAACAGGAAAGCGGGUUUAGAAAAUUAUUACGAAAAGGGAGCUCUUCAAAAUUUAGCUUCACGUCGGUACGGGGUUUAGGAACUAAGAAGGGCCCAGGCAGCGUGACCAACUCUGAUAAAAACGCAUCAGUCGAGCGCAGCAGCUUUGACGAAUACGCGGAAGAGAGCAGCGGUGGCGGACCGGGAUUGAAUCUCGGUCAGAGCUACGAUAGUCUCCACAGCAGCCCAUCCCUGGGACCUACAAGCAUGAACAGACAUGCUAAAGACAAGUCAGUUGGUUGGGGUUCUCGGUUCGCAAUGAAGAAAAGGACAGGUAAAGAAAAGGAGAGUCUAGACCUCGAAAGAGAAGAAUCCGCGUCGGUGCCGAAUACGCCUGUGCUGGAUUAAGCUGCUGGGCGAUGAAGGUUGUGUGGUUGCGAUAGUGAGGGCAAAGCGGUUCUUUGUAAAAGCAAUAGUUACAAAAUUCGUCAGCGUCUGAACUAUUUACUCAAAGAUCUACUACGACUUAGUUGCCCGUACGUGAUGACAUAAAUAAGACGAAAUAUACCUACAUUAUAUCUAUUCCUCUUUAAGAGCUACGUAUGUUCUUGGUGAUCUAGCAGUGAAACUUGCAUUUGAGGAACCAAUAGCUCUAGGAUAUAAAAUAUAUAAAAUAUA
Messenger RNA from Daldinia caldariorum, 3858 nucleotides. RefSeq lists its product as uncharacterized. The record is from RefSeq and is a predicted model, not a curated record. Bases 73 to 3588 code for a protein of 1171 amino acids. Gene Ontology annotation, molecular function: G-quadruplex DNA binding; protein binding; single-stranded telomeric DNA binding. NCBI's taxonomy places the organism in Eukaryota, Fungi, Ascomycota, Sordariomycetes, Xylariales, Hypoxylaceae. Gene Ontology annotation, cellular component: condensed nuclear chromosome; Mre11 complex. The transcript has 3 exons. Gene Ontology annotation, biological process: chromosome organization involved in meiotic cell cycle; telomere maintenance via recombination; double-strand break repair.